Molecule: messenger RNA, 345 nt
Organism: Didymodactylos carnosus
Lineage: Eukaryota; Metazoa; Rotifera; Eurotatoria; Philodinida; Philodinidae
Source: the annotation of a GenBank genome assembly
AUGGCUUUGAAGUGGGGACUCGAGGGUGAGGUGAUUAUUGAAGGUAUGAUUCGAAGAAGAGUAGCCACAAAACCGGCGAUGGCUAGAAGGAUGACGUUGAGGAUGAAGUUGAAAAAUUCCAGGUUGGCAAUGAGAGGACAAAUAUUAUCGAUAGUAGCUGCAGAUCUCCCACCUCGUGCUAUUUACCAGUAUUUUUCAGCUAUGACAGGUCGUCGAACAGUUGUGAGGACAGAACGAUCACCAGCAAUUUAUUACACUAGCGAGCAAGUGUCACACUUUACUGAAUAUUUAUUAUCACCAUAUAUCACUACCGAUUUACCGUUUGCAGAAAAAGGCCGAAGCUGA